Telopea speciosissima is the source of this 512-nucleotide messenger RNA. RefSeq names its product calcium-binding protein CML37-like. The record is from RefSeq and is a predicted model, not a curated record. Lineage: Eukaryota; Viridiplantae; Streptophyta; Magnoliopsida; Proteales; Proteaceae. The coding region runs from base 62 to 508 and encodes 148 amino acids. The transcript has a single exon. Gene Ontology annotation, molecular function: calcium ion binding.
UUAUUCUCUCUCUCUCUCUCUCAAUUCAAAUCCUAAUUCCCAAAAUUUCAAGCUUAUAGUGAUGAUGAGGAAGUUGGAGAAGCGUUCUCUAUCUGCAAAUCCUGAUUGCAACCACCUUGAACGGUUGUUCCGGUACUUCGACGAGAAUGGUGACGGCAAGAUAUCACCGACGGAGUUACAAAGUUGUGCGAGUGCUGUAGGUAGCGAGUUGUCUGCCGAAGAGGCAGCGGUGGUGGUUGGAUCGUCGGACUCGGACGGUGACGGGUUGCUCGGGUUCGAUGAUUUUGUGAGGUUGAUGGAAGGGGAUGGAGAGGAGGAUUUAAGGGAAGCAUUUGGGAUGUAUGCGAUGGAUGGGUGUGACUUUAUAACGGCGAAGAGCUUGAAGAGGAUGCUGAGUCGACUCGGUGAGUCGAAGACGACUCGUGAGUGUAAAGGCAUGAUUAGCGUCUACGAUUUGAAUGGUGAUGGCGUGCUUAGCUUCGAGGAGUUCAGAAUUAUGAUGCGUUGAAUAA